GAAAGGAAAAUACAAAGCGGUCUGUAUUUCAGUUGUGCCUGCCGCCAAUGUACAUUCACCCAAUUAGAACAGUUGCGCCGUGUUUCAAAUUGCCUGCCCUAUGUCCUUAGGUAAUUAUGUAACACAGAAGGAUCAUUUGGGCGUUGUUUGCCUAGUGACAUAUUGAUGCCCAAUUGGGAAGGGAGGCCUAACGGGGGUGUAGGAAGGAGCAUCUUUCUCUGAACUCCGACCGCGCUCUUCCAACGUCAGUCUUGUGUCAAGGCACUUUCCUUCUUCGUGGAAUCAGACAUGAAGACAACCGCCGACUCGCUCUACCGACAGCUCCAACUGACCACGCCCAGAAUUACGAGUCUCAUCCAAAACGUCCACCAUGAGAUCUCGUGUCUUGACUCAUUCUCCGAGAUCCGCCAACGUUUCACCCACACCGUCUUUGUGCGCCUCUCCGACCUGGACCGCUACCUCGUCCAGGCUGUCCUCCUCACUCCCAGCCCCUACAUUGACUUGUCCAAAGACAACGAACAAGAAACUGAUGAGGUCAGCCGUCUUUUGUUUCUCAGGUGGUCAUGGGCUGAUGCGGUUCUCCGCAAUGUCCUUGCCCGCCUGCUUGGUUUCGUUGACCACAACAAUCCAGGGUGUGUUAGCGCCGAUACUGGACAAGUUGAUGCUCUUGCUGAAGAACUCAGCGUACGCCAUGAUGGGAAGUUCCCUGGUGAUAGACGCGCGAGGAGAGUGGAGCGGCUGAUCCAUGAUGAGCUGAACGAGGACUUCUUCGAAGGAAUGAGGAAAGAUCCAUGGAAACUCAGUCGAGAAUUGACCGACAUUACUAUCGCUCCGCAUCCGGACGAUAUUCCAAUGUGGAGGCUGGUGGCGCGCCAAGUGACAGACAGAUACCGUCCUUGCCUUCGAUGGCCAGGCGUACACUUUGCGGCAGCCAAGGCCGGGUUCUACGAGGACGGUCGACGAGAUUUGUUCGAAUAUCCUUUCUACGGAGAAUGGUGGAGUGAAGCCUUCUCCGCCAUUCCAUCUGCAACAACCCCAGAAGAACCGAGUACAGAGUCGUCCACAAAUGACCGAACUGAGCUGGAAAGGGGACUUCGCGCUGUCUUUGAUGCUGCAGAUGUUUGGGACGUCUGGACUCUGUGCCGCGUGUGGCUAUGCGAGGAAGCCCUUUGGGGUGUUGAUCAAGAGCCAGGCACAGCAAGAGACUUUGCGUACUUGGAAAGUCUGGAAAUGUUCAACAAGCACUGGAUACGCAAGACACAACAGGUGGCAGCGCCUGCGAGAAAUAUGUGGGAUCCCGACAACGAGUUUCUGCAGCGAAGACACAUUGAAGGCUCUCUAGAGGAGAGCGAUCCAGGGUACAGAGAGCAUGAGCAGCUCCUAACAACCUACCUUGCUCUAAACUGCUCUGCUCCGAUUCCAGAGCCUAAAGAGUGGUUCUUCUUUGCAUCCUAUGGCAAUUUUCACUUUUGGGACAUCACUGACCAGAAUAUCGUGUCAGGGCUUCUGGAAAGUGCGAAUCUCGACCCCCAAAGCCAAACCUGGGACCUCGUCUGCAUGUCAGAGUCAAGAAAAGACCAGGAGCACAUUGUUUCGAUGGAUAUGAACCCUCUGGACUUUGCCAUCCGUGCAGCUGCCAAGCAGCUGUCCAAGAAGAUGUGUGUAAGAACCUGGACAAGGCAUGGUCUGAUUGGGUAUGCUGUCUUCCUCGUUCUUGCUGUCUUCGCCUACGCUCUCUGCUAUGUGGCUCAUGAUUUCACCCAACAGAACGACUGUUUCCUCAUCCGCGGUCUUGACCACGACGAUGAUUUGAAACUCAUCGACCGAGAUACUAUAUACGUCCUUGAAACACUUCAAGGCAUUAGGGCGCGACUGCUCAAAGCAGUCGAGCAGGAAGGUGAACACGACGGUCUUGAGACAACAGACCGCCCCCAUCCGAAUCAACCAACAAGGGUCUCAGAGAAGAGAAGUCAAGUGAAGGGCUUCAGGAGAUGUCAUGACCCGUCUUAA
Molecule: messenger RNA, 2010 nt
Organism: Neurospora crassa OR74A
Lineage: Eukaryota; Fungi; Ascomycota; Sordariomycetes; Sordariales; Sordariaceae
Exons: 5
Coding region: 289-2010 (573 amino acids)
Source: RefSeq, a predicted model, not a curated record